Symbiodinium necroappetens is the source of this 3123-nucleotide messenger RNA. NCBI's taxonomy places the organism in Eukaryota, Dinophyceae, Suessiales, Symbiodiniaceae. The record is from the annotation of a GenBank genome assembly.
GCACUCUUCGCUGAACACCGCGUGCUGGGCUCCUCGGUGCUCCCCCUGGGGCCUACCUGGCAGGCUUUGGUCAUCGAUGACCUUGUGAAUCUGAGUGCUCUGCCCGCCAGUGCUGACCCAACCGGGCCCUCUGAAGCAAGAGCUUUGCACGAAGCGGCCACCCGUGCUUACGAAUCACAGCAGGUCGCUGGGUCGCCGGCCAAGGACGUUCUAGGCAGCACCUUGUUCCAGGCCAUUGGCGCCGAAGUUGACUCGAGGGGCCCCCAGGUUUCCCGAGCUUGCGUGCCAGUCGCCGCCCCGCUGGCCCGAAGAGUUGCCUUAGCCACUCUCAGCCUGCGCAUUACGUCUGCCAAGCUGCUUUCGCAUCUGACCGGCGCCUGGGUCUCCUGCGCUAUGUUCCGGCGGUGCUCCAUGUGCAUAUUUCACCGAGUGUUCGGGCCCGAAUCACGGGGUCUCCCAGGGAGCUCCACUCAGGAGCCGGUCCCUCAGCCUCGGAAGCUUGCCCAAGAGCUGUGCCUAGCCUCUGCCCUUAUGCCCCUGCUCGCCUCGAACAUUGCAGCUCAGCAGCACUGCCGGGUUUUCGCCACUGAUGCCUCCCUUGCUUUGGGCGCCUACUGUGAGCCUGAUGUCAGCGAGAAGGUUGCGCACAGCCUUUGGCUAAACGGUGACAGGAAGGGAGCCUACAGUCGGCUCUCGAUAGGAGCCACCGCGGUGCUGCGUGCCCUCGGUGAGGAGUGCUCGGAAGAUGUGUGUGGGCCCCCUCCCGGACUCGAGCCGGUGCCCCCUUCGAUGCCCUUUCUGUUGGAUUUUCUUGAGAUCGGCCACCCGCAAGGCCCAGUAUCAGCUGCUGCCUCAAACCUCGGUCUCCGGGUCGGCCCUCCAAUCCAUGUAUCUGGCUCUCCCCACUACGCAGUCGAGGACCCCGACUUCUUUGCGUGGAUUUAUGCUGUCCUUAAGGAGGUUUGGGCGACCUGCUCUGCUGCUCGUGCCGGCCUCUUCUCGACUAGUUCGGGGGCCCACCUGGAAAAGGCCUCAACCGGGAGAUUUUUAGGGCCGAUUGCUGCUGCCGCCUUGCGGGACACACUCGGGGACCGGAUGCUGCCGCCCGGGCUCGUGCACGCCGCAGCCAAGGCCUUUCAGGCCGCAAAGCAGACAGCCGACUUUGAGGAGAGGCCCCGCCCAGCUCUCGAAAGCGUGGUGUCCAACGACCUGCUUGCCAGCAACGCCUGGAGGGUUCGCAGGGUACUCCGAUGGAGGGGCACCCAUCACAUAAACGUGCUCGAGCUAGCCUCCUUGGUCGCUCUGCUCAGGGAGCUUGCCCUUGAGGCUCCGGACAGUCGCUUUAGUGUCCUGCUCGACUCGGCUGUUGCAAAAGCCGCCGCGGCCAAGGGGAGGUCAACCUCGUUCGCUUUAUCCCCAGGCCUUGCCCGGGCCUGUGCCAUUCAGCUUGCCUUUGGGUUGUACAUGUCUUUGGGCUUCGCCCCCACGCGCCUCAACGUUGCAGACGACCCCACCAGACUCACUUGCCUCCGGGACAAGGCUGAGGGCUCGUUGUGCAAACUGCUUCCUGUUUGGGCGCUGCAUGGCCUCGGAGCUCGGCCUUUACUCGGCCGCUUGCCUCAUGGUGCCGCCUUUUCCUUCUGCUUGUGUGCUCCAAGGGCCCUGCUUCGAGCCUUCUUUCUGUGCUCAGCCCUUGCAGGCUCUGCCGAGCCACGCCCGCAGGGCGGUUGCCUGCGCGAUUUCGACGCCACCUUGGGUUACCCCGGUGAAGGACCUGGACUUUCUCCUUACGUUGUCAGUGUGAGCCUCUUCUGUGCUCUGCCAAGCCUUUUCGUUGAGGGCGCCCUUGACUUUGCUUGGCCUUCUUUCUCCUUGCAGCUCGCCCUCAUGUGGGCUCGAGCUUCUGUGCCUGUUCCGCAAACCUGCACCGACCUUAGAAAUACCACCGCCGGUCUCCUCUUCAAAACCUUUCGCCUUCCCUGGAUUUCCGUCCUCUUUGACUCCACCCUGGGUUUCCCGGGGGAAGGCUGGGUGUCCUUCAGGGUCUGUUUCGGGGCUGGGUUUCUAGCUGCCCUCGUUGCCGCCAUGGCGCCGCCUGCCCCAAAGACACCUGCAGAUGCCAGGAGAGCCGAGACCCGAGCUCCACUUGUGCUCUUCGCUGACCGGGUCAUCCGACCCACCACCCGCGCUAACCGAGCGAAGCUCCUCGAGGACCUCGAAGCAUGGUUGCACCUGGCUGGUUUUUCCUCCCUGAAGGAGAUGCUGGUAUGGCCCCUCGACCGCACGGAGGAGAUUUCGGCAAUGCUCGUGGAGUAUGGCCGAAGCCUCUUCAGAAACGGAGCGGCGUACUACCGGUACACUGAGACGAUCAACGCCAUAGCUGCCGCAAGGCCUGGGAUACGCCGCCACCUUGGGGCGGCGUGGGACCUCGCGUUCGCCUGGCUGUCUGAGGAGCCUCACGCUCAUCACCGGGCGUUGCCAAAAGGGGUUUUGCUAGCCAUCCUUGCGGCUGCGCUGACCUGGGGAUGGAUUCGGGAGGCGGCCGUCUUCGCCCUCUCCUGGACCGGAUUGCUUCGCAUUGGCGAGGCCCUGGCGGCUUAUCGCAGGGACCUUAUAUUACCACGCGACGCUGCCCCUGGUACUGACUACGCGCUUCUGCAGAUCUGCAGCCCGAAGACGAGGGGACGCUCAGCAAAGCACCAGGCUGCUCAUAUCGACCCUCCGGAUAUCAUCCGGUUACUGGACGCUGCAUUUGGUGGCCUCCAGAGGAACGAGAAGCUGUGGCCUCUCUCUGCUGGGACGCUUCGUAGGCGCUUCAAGGCCCUUCAGGGAAGAUUCGGUCUAUCUUCACCUGAGGGGGGCGCCCACUUUGACUUAGCAUCCUUCAGGCCAGGCGGCGCUACAUGGAUGUUGCAGCUAACAGAGAAUCCGGACCUGGUCAGACGUCGUGGCCGUUGGCUCUCGAUGCGCGUUAUGGAGAUUUAUCUCCAGGAAGUGCAAGCGGCAACGUACUUACCUUCACUUCGUGCAGGCCAACGUGCCGCACUGAACCAGGCCUGCGAGCUCUUCCCGUCCAUCCUGGCCCGGGCCAUCUUCUUUACAGAGAGUCGGAUCCCGCCACAG